AUGUCUUCCCAUAUCGAGUAUCAACGUUUCCACCGAGGUGAAAGCUGCACCGAAGAGGGAUGUCGAGCCCGUAAGUUCUAUAUCGAGGACGGGAAGAAAUUCUGUCAAACGGGCCAUGAGCAGGCGGGAUUUACUCAAACUCAGCAAGAUGAGGAUGAUUGGAAUGCACAGGGCAAAAGGUCUCGGAAGAGGAAAGAAGAGAGAGAACGCGUCGAAACAAUCCUUAAUGGCAGAGAGGCAAGGGAAUUGUAUCUGCAAUGUUACCAGUUGAUUUUGUGGAAACAAUGCCAUUGGCUGGUAACUGACUUGGGUUUACCAGAGGACCUUCGGAUCAUCAUCCGAGACCUUUGGGAGCUGAGACUAAUGGUCCUCGAAUUGCCUAGAGAUGAGAAGAGUGGUUACGGCUCUGGGACAGGAACGAUGCUCUUCAGCUCUGCAAGUGAAGGAAACAAUACUGAUACUGACGGCAUGACACACCAAAGUAUAGGGUCAAGAAGGAGCAGAACGAGUGUGAUGAUGGGAGAGAAGCUUCCCAGGCUAAUUGGAACGCUGGCUCUAUGCUACUUAGGAACGCUGAUGCUCAACGUUCCUAUUAGCAUAGGGGACUUCCACAAAUGGGCACUUCAUGGUAGAAUAAUCUAUAACCGUGCAAUCAAGGAAGUUCCCAGCGAGAUGAGAUCUAAGCUUCCAGCACACUUCCAUGCUGCACUCGAAAUCAGGGCGCCUUUGGAUGGCAUGAAGCUUCACAAUAGUAUAGCGCAAUUGGCCGAGUUCUUUAAUAUUGAGUACGAGAUGCAGUUCCCAAAAUUAAACGUACCCUUACUCUUAUUCCGAUACAUGAAAGAGUUGUGUCUUCCUGUCGAGUUGUAUCCUGCGAUUCGUCGAUUGGAAACCUUGCUCCAAGUGGACUUUACAUACCCUACGGUCCACAAUACGGCGCGGCGUGGCACUGCUCAUCCAGAGAUACAGCUGAUGAGCCUGAUCGUGAUAGCAACAAAGCUAGCACACCCAUUCGACAAUGUUGAUCGGACUCCCGAGAGCUAUUCCGAUCCCUCAGUAGUCAAGAUAGACUGGUCCCAAUGGACCAAAGCAACUGCUCAAGAAUCCCUGCGAUGUGUGGAGAAGGGUGAGGUAUUCAAAGUCACCGAUGCGAAUGUCUGGAACAUGAGUGCCCGGAAGCUGGAUGAUUAUCUCGACUGGUAUGAAAACACCUGGAUCGACAACAGAGACGCGAAAAUAUCAGAACAAAUUCUUCAGAUAUUUCCUAUGUAUAAAUCGUCUCCCCAUCCACGCAAGGAUAAUUCACACCACGAGGAUGCCACAGCUAGGCUUCGGUCUAUGCAGCAAACUCUUAUACUGCAAGAACCAAGGCCAAUCGAAGGGGAUAGUGGCUGUGGGGAAGUUCUGCGAGCUGGUGAGCUCUACAAGCGAUACCGAAUGGACGAGGAACUUCCAGACGAAGCUAGUGCCUUCUUUGAGUUAGCUGCAUCAAUUGUGUGCAUCUCCUCGGAACAGCUUCUCAGAAAUGUCUUUCGUCUUGAAGUCCAUUUAGAGACAUGGCGACUUGCAGACAUUAGGAGACGGUCCUUACUGGAAUCAGAGAAUGGAUAA
Molecule: messenger RNA, 1611 nt
Organism: Cadophora gregata
Lineage: Eukaryota; Fungi; Ascomycota; Leotiomycetes; Helotiales; Ploettnerulaceae
Exons: 6
Coding region: 1-1611 (536 amino acids)
Biological process (GO): nucleolar large rRNA transcription by RNA polymerase I; RNA polymerase I preinitiation complex assembly
Cellular component (GO): RNA polymerase transcription factor SL1 complex; RNA polymerase I core factor complex
Molecular function (GO): RNA polymerase I core promoter sequence-specific DNA binding
Source: RefSeq, a predicted model, not a curated record